Molecule: messenger RNA, 12373 nt
Organism: Drosophila subpulchrella
Lineage: Eukaryota; Metazoa; Arthropoda; Insecta; Diptera; Drosophilidae
Gene: Sdb
Product: titin
Exons: 5
Coding region: 604-12222 (3872 amino acids)
Biological process (GO): microtubule anchoring
Cellular component (GO): centriole; ciliary basal body; axonemal microtubule
Molecular function (GO): microtubule binding
Source: RefSeq, a predicted model, not a curated record
CGUUUUGAGUUGUGCUUCGCGACGGUUGGUGAUCUUACAAGUGCUCCGAACACGACCAGUGCCCGCGGUCUCUCGGUUUUGGAUUUUCAAUUUUUGGCUCUGCAUCUGUAUCUGUAUCUGUAUCUCGAUCGGUUUCAAACUGCCUGCAUCCGUGAACCUCUCUCUUCCCACCUUUCGGGCGUAAGCGAGUGAGUGUGUUUGUGAGCAAGAGUGCUAAGCUUUUUGCUCACACGUUGCCAAAGUGUGCGUGUGCUGGGGCCUUAACUUGAACUAUGGUUCGCCUGUUCGUGUGCGUCUAAUAAAUAUAUAUAUUUAAAAAUAAGUAUUUCGACAUUCCGGUCGUGGAAAUUAUGUGACACACCAGUCCAUAGAUCCCAAAACAACCACGUCCCAUUCAUACGCAACGACACAUUAUUAAAAAGCCAUCCGAGUGCCAAAAGCAACGAAGCGAGCAAUAAUUGUGAUUAAUAACAACGAAACAAACGAAUUCCGACCGCAAAUUAGCCACAUAAGGCCAGUCAAAUAGCUAUAGUUCAGCCAGGUGCAUUAUUCACGGCUCCCAAACAGUGAUUACCUCAUCUUUGCCAGCGCUCCGCCAGCAAAAUGGUAUCAAAAAGCAAUAAAAAGAAACAAGUGUCUCAGCAGCAGGCGUCGACGUCGCAGUCGCAGUCGCAGUUGUCUCAGUCACAGCCGCCAGCAACAUCGACCACAACAUCAACGUCGUCGGCGGAGGCCACGAAGCUCACCAAAAAACUGGGUCCCGAUGCGUUUGCCACUCUGACCACCAGCAACAGCUCCAGUUCCAUGCAGCACGAGUCGGUGACGUACGGUGAGCCUGUGGCCAGCACUUCGGGUGCUUCGCUGCCGGCGGCAGGAGUCAGGAGCUACAGCAGCCGGAGCCAGAGCAAGAGCAAGGCCUCCCAGUCGUCGCAUUCCUCAUACACAGAGCAAUCUCAGUCCCAGCUGCAGUCGGAACAGUACAGCAGCAAGAUCUCCCAGGAUUAUGCCAAUCAGAAGAUCAUCUCGUCGAUUGAUCUGCUCGAAAGUGAGAAGAAAGAGCCAGUAUUCUCGGUGCCCAUCGAAGUGGUGGAGAUCGUAACACCCACGCUAUCCGUCUCCGCCAGCGGGGGCAGUGUCUCGAAAAUGUUCACGUCCUCGUCGCAGCAGCAGCAGGCUAGCAGCUCCAGCAGCUCGUACUUCCAAGCCACAACCAGUUCCAGCCGGAGCGCCAACGAAACGCUGAUUGCGAGCGAGAGCGCCGAUACGGCUACCGGUAUGACAUCAUCCGGGCCGAGGAAACAGGUUGGCUUCGAUACAGACACCAAGAGAGUGACAAACACCAGCAGCAGCAGCAACAUCAGCAGCAGCAUGAGCACAAACACAAACACUAACAUCAACACAAGCACUAACAUCAACAUCAGCAGCGGCAGCAGCAAUGUGAGCGAAUCUCAGAGCGUGCCAAAGCUGCCAGCGAGCGGAACAGCUGAUGCUCCCACAUCGGUGACGUUGCAAGGCUACCCCGAACCGGUUGCCGCGUCGUCUGGCGCGACCACAACAAAGGCGACGUCAUCGACGCGACGCAACGAUAAACUGGAAGUGGCCAGCACAGACACAGCUGUUGAUAGAGCUACGUCAUUGUCUAGGUCCAGCAAAGAGGUCAGCGAGAGUUCCGUCCUCAAAAGCUCGAGCAGCAGCAAACAAUCGAAAACUUCGUCCAAGAAGGAGGUAUACGAUGUGAAGACCAAGACCUGGACGGAGUACAGCGAUGGCAGCUCCCAAGGACCCAGCAAGUCCCGACCGACCUUCGAGCGGUAUGUCAGCAAGGACACCGACGGCAGCUCCAAAGUAACGUACAAGAAGAAGAUAUACGACAAACGCAACAAUCGGUGGCGCGUGGUGGACGAACGGACGGUGGACAGUACCGCCGACACCGGCUACCCCGAAAUAGUCGAUGAUGUCAUUAACACAACAAGAACCACUUACACCACCAAGGUGUACGACACGAAGCUCGGCAAGUGGACUGUGGUGGACGAGAAGUCGUUCACUGAUACGAAAGCUUUCGUGCCCAAUGACAUUGCUCGUGAAAUCGAGAAAGAUAAUACCGAUGUUGCAAACAUAACGACUACAACGGAGGUAACAAAGAUUUUCGAUGCAAGCAUCAACGAUUGGCGUGUUUUGGACGAGAAGGUGCACACAGAUGUCAUUGAGAAGAUCGUAGAGGCUCCCAAAAAGACCAUUUACGUGGACGAAUUUGUGGAGAUUGAGAAGAACACCUCGAUAUCGGAGAACAAUGAGAACAUAACCCUGAACCUACAAGAGACAUCGAAACACAAAAAUAUUACCGAAAAUAUUUAUGAUGAAAUCGAUUAUGUGCGCACUGAUAAGCAACGCCUAGACGACUCAAGAACCCGAGGAGUUGCAAGAAACAAGUCAACAACACAUAGUGAAAGAUGCAUAUGUGAAAUCUGCACAUGCGGGCGUCAUCAUUGCUCAAGCAGUACAACGAAAUCCUCCGAAAAAACCAUUGUUCAAACCGAUGAUAACGUCGACGAAGCAUAUACUAGGAUACGUACUAAUACAUGGUCGAAAGAAGAUCGUAAAAACAUUCCCAAGCAAAACGAAGACAUUCUAGUGGACUACAUAGUUAUAAAAAAACCAGAAGACAAUUUAAGGCCAGAAGGAGACUUUAUAGUUCCACCGAAAGAGCCAUAUAAGCCGGGAGAAAAACGAGAGAAAAUUGUGCAUACCGAUAACCUUCGCACAGAGGGAGAAAUGACUUUCGUAGAGAGAGAGGAAUAUCAAUACACUGUACGCCCUGGAUAUGUAAAGCCCACAGAUAACCUUAAGCCCGAAGGCGAGUUUUAUAGUCCAGAAAAACCUAAAUACCAACCGGGAGAUCGACCUACUCAGGUUCGACACCAAGACAACCUUAGACCAGAAGGCGAGUUUUACACUCCCGAGAAACCGGGAUACACCCCAGCCGAUCGCCCACAGCAAAAGAAACCAGUGGAUAACCUUAAACCGGAAGGAGACUUUACUUCUCCGGAAAAGCCAACAUACAGACCUGCCGAAAAACCUGAAAAAAUAAUUCGAAGUGAUAACUUGCGGACUGAAGGCGAAAUGACAUUUGUGGAAAGAGAGGAAUAUCAAUUUGUGAGACGACCGGGACAAGUCAAGCCAACAGAUAACUUACGACCAGAGGGUGAAUUUUACAGUCCUGAAAAACCAAAAUAUGCUCCUGGCGAUCGUCCAUCUCAAGUACGUCCUGUUGACAAUCUAAGGCCCGAAGGCGAUUUCUAUGCUCCUGAACAACCAGGCUUUAGACCAGCAGAGAGGCCAGUUCAAACGAAACCCAAGGACAAUCUUAAACCAGAGGGGGAAUUCGUUAAGCCUGAGAAACAAGUUUACAAACCUGCCGAUAGAACUGAAAGAAUUAUUCGAACAGAUAAUCUUCGCACGGAAGGCGAAAUGUCUUUUGUUGAGAGGGAGGAAUAUCAGUAUGUGGUGCGUCCUGACCAAGUAAAACCAUCAGACAAUCUUAAACCAGAAGGAGAAUUCUACAGCCCUGAAAAACCGAAGUACAGGCCAGGCGAAAGGCCUUCUCAAGUAAGGCCGGAGGACAAUCUUAGACCAGAGGGUGAGUUCUACACACCGGAGAAGCCAGGAUUCAGGCCUGCUGAGAGACCUGUUCAGAAGAAGCCGGAGGACAAUUUGAAACCCGAGGGAGAAUUCUACAGCCCCGAGAAACCGAAGUACAAGCCAGGUGAAAGACCCUCUCAAGUCAGGCCAGAGGACAAUCUCAGACCGGAAGGUGAAUUCUACACACCGGAGAAGCCUGGAUUUAGGCCCGCUGAGAGACCCGUGCAAAAGAAGCCAGAGGACAAUCUGAAACCCGAGGGAGACUUCUACAGCCCUGAGAAAACCAAGUACAGACCUGGCGAGAGGCCUUCUCAGGUAAGACCGGAGGACAAUCUUAGACCAGAGGGUGAAUUCUACACACCGGAGAAGCCAGGGUUUAGGCCCGCUGAGAGACCCGUGCAAAAAAAGCCGGAAGACAAUCUGAAACCCGAGGGAGAAUUCUACAGCCCCGAGAAACAGAAGUACAAACCAGGUGAAAGACCUUCUCAAGUAAGGCCAGAGGACAACCUCAGACCAGAGGGUGAGUUCUACACACCGGAGAAGCCAGGUUUUAGGCCCGCUGAGACACCCGUCCAAAAGAAGCCCCAGGACAACCUUAAGCCCGAAGGAGAGUUUGUUAAGCCCGAGAAGCAAGUUUACAAACCUGCCGAGAAAACUGAACAAAUUAUUCGUAAGGAUAACCUUCGCUCAGAAGGCGAAAUGACGUUUGUUCAAAGGGAAGAAUAUCAAUAUGUGGUGCGACCUGAGCAAGUAAAACCAUUAGACAAUCUAAAACCGGAAGGAGAAUUCUACAGUCCCGAGAAACCGAAGUACAAGCCAGGUGAAAGACCUUCUCAAGUAAGGCCCGAGGACAAUCUCAGACCGGAAGGUGAGUUCUACGCACCGGAGAAGCCUGGAUUUAGGCCCGCUGAGAGACCCGUGCAAAAGAAGCCAGAGGACAAUCUGAAACCCGAGGGAGAAUUCUAUAGCCCCGAGAAACCGAAGUACAAGCCAGGUGACAGACCUUCUCAAGUAAGGCCAGAGGACAAUCUCAGACCAGAGGGUGAGUUCUACACACCGGAGAAGCCAGGAUUCAGGCCUGCUGAGAGACCAGUGCAGAAGAAGCCGGAGGACAAUCUGAAACCCGAGGGAGAAUUCUACAGCCCUGAGAAACCGAAGUACAAGCCAGGUGAAAGACCUUCUCAAGUAAGGCCCGAGGACAAUCUCAGACCGGAAGGUGAGUUCUACGCACCGGAGAAGCCUGGAUUUAGGCCCGCUGAGAGACCCGUGCAAAAGAAGCCAGAGGACAAUCUGAAACCCGAGGGAGAAUUCUAUAGCCCCGAAAAACCGAAGUACAAGCCAGGUGAAAGACCUUCUCAAGUAAGGCCAGAGGACAAUCUCAGACCAGAGGGUGAGUUCUACACACCGGAGAAGCCAGGUUUUAGGCCCGCUGAGAGACCCGUCCAAAAGAAGCCCCAGGACAACCUUAAGCCCGAAGGAGAGUUUGUUAAGCCCGAGAAGCAAGUUUACAAACCUGCCGAGAAAACUGAACAAAUUAUUCGAAAGGAUAACCUUCGCUCAGAAGGCGAAAUGACGUUUGUUCAAAGGGAAGAAUAUCAAUAUGUGGUGCGACCUGAGCAAGUAAAACCAUUAGACAAUCUAAAACCGGAAGGAGAAUUCUACAGUCCCGAGAAACCUAAGUACAAACCAGGUGAAAGACCUUCUCAAGUAAGGCCCGAGGACAAUCUAAGACCGGAAGGUGAAUUCUACACACCGGAGAAGCCUGGAUUUAGGCCCGCUGAGAGACCCGUGCAAAAGAAGCCAGAGGACAAUCUGAAACCCGAGGGAGAAUUCUACAGCCCCGAGAAACCGAAGUACAAACCAGGUGAAAGACCUUCUCAAGUAAGGCCAGAGGACAAUCUCAGACCGGAAGGUGAGUUUUACACACCGGAGAAGCCUGGAUUUAGGCCCGCUGAGAGACCCGUGCAAAAGAAGCCAGAGGACAAUCUGAAACCCGAGGGAGAAUUCUACAGCCCCGAGAAACCGAAGUACAAACCAGGUGAAAGACCUUCUCAAGUAAGGCCAGAGGACAAUCUCAGACCGGAAGGUGAGUUUUACACACCGGAGAAGCCUGGAUUUAGGCCCGCUGAGAGACCCGUGCAAAAGAAGCCAGAGGACAAUCUGAAACCGGAGGGAGAUUUCUACACCCCUGAGAAAACGAAGUACAAGCCAGGUGAGAGACCCUCUCAAGUCAGGCCAGAGGACAAUCUCAGACCAGAGGGUGAAUUCUACGCACCGGAGAAGCCAGGUUUCAGGCCCGCUGAGAGACCCGUCCAGAAGAAGCCCCAGGACAACCUUAAGCCCGAGGGCGAGUUUGUUAAGCCCGAGAAGCAAGUUUACAAACCGGCCGAGAAAACUGAGAGAAUUAUUCGAAAGGAUAAUCUUCGCUCGGAAGGAGAAAUGACGUUUGUUCAAAAAGAAGAGUAUCAAUAUGUGGUGCGACCUGACCAAGUAAAGCCAUCAGACAAUCUUAAACCGGAAGGAGAAUUCUACAGCCCCAAGAAACCGAAGUACAAGCCAGGUGAAAGACCUUCUCAAGUAAGGCCAGAGGACAAUCUCAGACCAGAGGGUGAGUUCUACACACCGGAGAAGCCAGGUUUUAGGCCCGCUGAGAGACCCGUCCAGAAGAAGCCCCAGGACAACCUUAAGCCCGAAGGCGAGUUUGUUAAGCCCGAGAAGCAAGUUUACAAACCUGCCGAGAAAACUGAAAGAAUUAUUCGAAAGGAUAACCUUCGCUCGGAGGGUGAAAUGACGUUUGUUGAAAGGGAAGAAUAUCAAUAUGUGGUGCGACCUGAGCAAGUAAAACCAUUAGACAAUCUAAAACCGGAAGGAGAAUUCUACAGUCCCGAGAAACCGAAGUACAAGCCAGGUGAGAGACCUUCUCAAGUAAGGCCAGAGGACAAUCUCAGACCGGAAGGUGAGUUCUACACACCGGAGAAGCCUGGAUUUAGGCCCGCUGAGAGACCCGUGCAAAAGAAGCCGGAGGACAAUUUGAAACCCGAGGGAGAAUUCUACAGCCCCGAGAAACCGAAAUACAAGCCAGGUGAAAGACCUUCUCAAGUAAGGCCCGAGGACAACCUCAGACCAGAGGGUGAAUUCUACGCACCGGAGAAGCCUGGAUUUAGGCCCGCUGAGAGACCCGUGCAAAAGAAGCCAGAGGACAAUUUGAAACCCGAGGGAGAAUUCUACAGCCCCGAGAAACCGAAGUACAAGCCAGGUGAAAGACCUUCUCAAGUAAGGCCAGAGGACAACCUCAGACCAGAGGGUGAAUUCUACGCACCGGAGAAGCCAGGAUUUAGGCCUGCUGAGAGACCCGUGCAGAAGAAGCCCCAGGACAACCUUAAGCCCGAAGGCGAAUUUGUAAAGCCUGAGAAACAAGUUUACAAACCUGCCGAGAAAACUGAACGAAUUAUUCGAAAGGAUAACCUUCGCUCGGAGGGCGAAAUGACGUUUGUUGAAAGGGAAGAAUAUCAAUACGUGGUACGACCUGACCAAGUAAAACCGUCAGACAAUCUAAAACCAGAAGGAGAAUUCUACAGCCCCGAGAAACCGAAGUACAAACCAGGUGAAAGACCUUCUCAAGUAAGGCCCGAGGACAAUCUCAGACCGGAAGGUGAGUUCUACACACCGGAGAAGCCUGGAUUUAGGCCCGCUGAGAGACCCGUGCAAAAGAAGCCAGAGGACAAUUUGAAACCCGAGGGAGAAUUCUACAGCCCCGAGAAACCGAAGUACAAGCCAGGUGAAAGACCUUCUCAAGUAAGGCCAGAGGACAACCUCAGACCAGAGGGUGAAUUCUACGCACCGGAGAAGCCAGGAUUUAGGCCUGCUGAGAGACCCGUGCAGAAGAAGCCCCAGGACAACCUUAAGCCCGAAGGCGAAUUUGUAAAGCCUGAGAAACAAGUUUACAAACCUGCCGAGAAAACUGAACGAAUUAUUCGAAAGGAUAACCUUCGCUCGGAGGGCGAAAUGACGUUUGUUGAAAGGGAAGAAUAUCAAUACGUGGUGCGACCUGACCAAGUAAAACCGUCAGACAAUCUAAAACCAGAAGGAGAAUUCUACAGCCCCGAGAAACCGAAGUACAAACCAGGUGAAAGACCUUCUCAAGUAAGGCCAGAGGACAACCUCAGACCAGAGGGUGAAUUCUACGCACCGGAGAAGCCUGGAUUUAGGCCCGCUGAGAGACCCGUGCAAAAGAAGCCAGAGGACAAUUUGAAACCCGAGGGAGAAUUCUACAGCCCCGAAAAACCGAAGUACAAGCCAGGUGAAAGACCUUCUCAAGUAAGGCCAGAGGACAACCUCAGACCAGAGGGUGAAUUCUACGCACCGGAGAAGCCAGGAUUUAGGCCUGCUGAGAGACCCGUGCAGAAGAAGCCCCAGGACAACCUUAAGCCCGAAGGCGAAUUUGUAAAGCCUGAGAAACAAGUUUACAAACCUGCCGAGAAAACUGAACGAAUUAUUCGAAAGGAUAACCUUCGCUCGGAGGGCGAAAUGACGUUUGUUGAAAGGGAAGAAUAUCAAUACGUGGUACGACCUGACCAAGUAAAACCGUCAGACAAUCUAAAACCAGAAGGAGAAUUCUACAGCCCCGAGAAACCGAAGUACAAACCAGGUGAAAGACCUUCUCAAGUAAGGCCAGAGGACAACCUCAGACCAGAGGGCGAAUUCUACACACCGGAGAAGCCAGGAUUCAGGCCUGCUGAGAGACCAGUGCAGAAGAAGCCGGAGGACAAUUUGAAACCCGAGGGAGAAUUCUACAGUCCCGAGAAACCGAAAUACAAGCCAGGUGAAAGACCUUCUCAAGUAAGGCCAGAGGACAACCUCAGACCAGAGGGUGAAUUCUACGCACCGGAGAAGCCAGGAUUUAGGCCUGCUGAGAGACCCGUGCAGAAGAAGCCCCAGGACAACCUUAAGCCCGAAGGCGAAUUUGUAAAGCCUGAGAAACAAGUUUACAAACCUGCUGAGAAAACUGAACGAAUUAUUCGAAAGGAUAACCUUCGCUCGGAGGGUGAAAUGACGUUUGUCGAAAGGGAAGAAUAUCAAUAUGUGGUGCGACCUGACCAAGUAAAACCGUCAGACAAUCUAAAACCAGAAGGAGAAUUCUACAGUCCCGAGAAACCGAAAUACAAGCCAGGUGAAAGACCUUCUCAAGUAAGGCCGGAGGACAAUCUUAGACCGGAGGGUGAGUUCUACACACCGGAGAAGCCAGGAUUCAGGCCUGCUGAGAGACCAGUGCAGAAGAAGCCGGAGGAUAAUCUGAAACCCGAGGGAGAAUUCUACAGUCCUGAGAAACCGAAGUACAAGCCGGGCGAAAGACCUUCUCAAGUAAGGCCGGAGGACAAUCUCAAACCAGAGGGUGAGUUCUACACACCGGAGAAGCCAGGAUUCAGGCCCGCUGAGAGACCUGUGCAGAAGAAGCCGGAGGACAACCUGAAACCCGAGGGAGAUUUCUACAGUCCUGAGAAAACCAAGUACAGGCCUGGCGAAAGGCCUUCUCAGGUUAGGCCGGAGGACAAUCUUAGACCAGAGGGUGAAUUCUACACACCGGAGAAGCCAGGAUUCAGGCCUGCUGAGAGACCAGUGCAGAAGAAGCCGGAGGACAAUUUGAAACCCGAGGGAGAAUUCUACAGCCCCGAGAAACCGAAAUACAAGCCAGGUGAAAGACCUUCUCAAGUAAGGCCAGAGGACAACCUCAGACCAGAGGGUGAAUUCUACGCACCGGAGAAGCCAGGAUUUAGGCCUGCUGAGAGACCCGUGCAGAAGAAGCCCCAGGACAACCUUAAGCCCGAAGGCGAAUUUGUACAGCCUGAGAAACAAGUUUAUAAGCCAGCCGAGAAAACUGAACGAAUUAUUCGAAAGGAUAAUCUUCGUUCGGAGGGCGAAAUGACGUUUGUUGAAAGGGAAGAAUAUCAAUAUGUGGUUCGACCUGACCAAGUAAAACCAUCCGACAAUUUGAAACCGGAAGGAGAAUUUUACAGUCCCGAGAAACAGAAGUACAAGCCAGGUGAAAGACCUUCUCAGGUUAGGCCUGAGGACAAUCUUAGACCAGAGGGCGAGUUCUACACACCGGAGAAGCCAGGAUUCAGACCAGCUGAGAGACCAGUUCAAAAAAAACCAGAUGAUAACUUAAAGCCGGAAGGAGAGUUUUACAGUCCUGAUAAGCAUCCUUACUUGCCCGGGGUACGUCCAUCCCAAGUUCGACCUGAGGAUAAUUUGAGACCAGAAGGAAAUUUCUAUGCCCCAGAAAAGGUUCAAUAUAAGCCUGCCGAUAAGGUGACAAGAGUUAUUCAUAAAGACAAUCUUCGCAGUGAAGGAGAAAUGACUUUUACUGAAAAAACUGAGUACCAGCAUGUUGUAAGGCCCACUCCAGUAAAACCAGAAGAUAACUUGAAAACCACUGGUAAGCUUUACGUACCUGAAAAGCCAACUAUUGCAAAUGGUGAACGUCCCGAGCCGGUUCGGCCUAAAGAUAAUCUGAAACCUGAAGGCGUAAUGUACACUCCCAGCAAACCGCAAUAUGAGCCUGCUUCCCGCCCUGAACAGAAGAAAUAUGCCGAUAACUUAAAACCAGAGGGUAAAAUGCACAUCCCAGAGAAAGAAGGGUACCGGCCGGCAGACAGGGUGAAGACGGUUAUUAGAAAAGACAAUUUAAGAACCGAAGGUGAAAUGACUUUCACCCAAAAGGAGGAAUACCACCAUGUAAAACGUCCAGAGCAAGUAAAACCCAAUGAUAACUUAAAAGUCGAAGGCGAAUUCUAUACACCCAACAAGACUGCCUUUAGGCCCGCUGAACGACCCAUCCAAAAGAAACCUAAGGACAACCUAAAACCGGAGGGUGAAUUCUAUAAGAGGACCGACCGAAGCGAGACCGAUAGCACGACAGUAACAGAAAUCAUUAGAAGAGAAACGCCUAAGCGUCCCGUUGACAAUUUGAAGCUAGAAGGUUCUAUGACAGUAACCAGACGAGAUGAUUAUAAAAAUACGGCUAACAAAACCAUUGAUAGAACUCAGCGUACUCAAAAAAUCAACCACAACAGUUCAUCUAUUACAUUAGGAAGUGAUACUACAAUCCGCAAAACAACAAAUCAGAUGAACUAUGUGUCCGGCAAGGAUGCCAUCAAACAAGUCGAUUCCAACAGUCAAAACCCGGUGGACGGUCUUAUUGUUGUAUCCACAACGAAGGUAACUACUGUGAUAGGAGGGCGUAACAAGAAAGAACCAGAAACCGAGUAUGUCAAGAGGCCAGCUAAGAUAAACGUUAUAGAAAAUGUUGCCAAGAAUACAACGACGACAAACAUCGAGAACACUCAAAACAUUCACAAAGAAACGACGUCGAUGCAAAGAAGCCACAACUUAGUCCAAAACGCUGCUUUGACUUCCAAAAACAUUUCAUUAGAAUCAAAUCGUAGACAUUUAUCCGAUAAUAUCACUGGCGACGUAAGCUCAGGGGUAGUGUCCGGCGAAACUAUCUCUAACACUGUAACUGGCGACUCUUCAUCAAAUCGAGUAGUUUCUGGCAGAAAUGUUACCAGCAGCGUAACGGAGGAUUCGACUUCCCGAGUUGUGUCGGGAAGAAACGUAUCUAGCAACAUAAUUGGUGAGUCAACCACCCGUAUGGUAUCUGGAAGAAAUGUUUCCAAUAACAUUACUGGUGAUACCACAAGUCGAGUGCUGUCCGGUAGUACAGCAGGGCACAACAUCAGUGACGAUUCCACAUCAAGAGUGGUGUCAGGAGGCAGAAACUCCAGCAAUAACAUUGUAACAGGAAACACAUCCUCGCAUGUGACCACUUCGAAGCACUUUCAUCACCGAAAGAGCGAGUUCUCAUCAGAAGCCGAUGUUUCGAAUACGGUCUUCCACCGCAAGAACGUAACCAGCGAUUCGAAUGCAGUCAAUGGCAGUCUGACUUCUAACGGAAAGAUGCAGCGAAAGAGCAUACUAAAUCUACACGAACAGCCCUCCAGCACCACCACCCAUGGCGGGGAGCGUCAAAGUUACAGCAGCAUCCAUCGCCAGAAUCGAGACUCUGACGCAAACUCCUCUUUCACGACCGAACGUCGAACCUGCAACGUACAUAAAGAGAACAGGGAGCACAAUGUGAAGAACUCAUCCUCAUCCUCUAUGUCCCGCAUUAUUUCUGGUGGGGCCACCGGAACUGAACUGAACAGAUCGAAUGUCGAACGGUCAACGGUGACACGCACCCAAGUUUCGGGGGGUGGCAUCGAUUUUCCCUCUCAAUCUCACUCACACUCUGGAACCCAUGCGACUCGUCAUCGAGGAAGUCAGCAUGUGUCCAGCUUGGGCGGUGGCAUCGAUUUCCCCUCCUACAGUGCUCAUGCUCACGGGCACACCGAGCGUGUGGUAACCCGCCGUGGAAAUCAGUCCUCAAUUAGUCUGGGCAACGACAAGUUUACCGGCUCCAGUUUGUACAAGAGCGAAUACAUUACUGCCCCAAAAACGACGUGUGCUGUGCAUAAGAUAAAACAAGGUGCAUUCCAACAUACCAGGAGUACUCAAGAACACAAGUUCUUCAAGACCUCAAACUAACAAAGCCACCCUACGAGUAUAUAAAUAUCUCUUGCUUUACUAACAAACAUAUCCCAUAUUAAUAAUAUUAUAAGCUUCCAUGACAAUAUAUGUUUUAUACAAUAUACAAACCAAUCCGAAAUGAAGAUUAACAAUAAAUAAAAUUUUUUGA